Messenger RNA from Rotaria sp. Silwood1, 522 nucleotides. NCBI's taxonomy places the organism in Eukaryota, Metazoa, Rotifera, Eurotatoria, Philodinida, Philodinidae. The record is from the annotation of a GenBank genome assembly.
AUGGAAAAAUAUUUAUUUUAUGAAAAUAAAAUUGAUUCUUUAUUAAUCGACAUUGUUCGGUUUAUAAUAUCACCUAUUCAUCGUUUUACACAAGUCAAAUCAUUAAUACUUUGUGGUUCAACACUUAUGUCAUUGGAUGUUCUUAAAACAAUAAUGGAUUUUAAUCAAAUAGAAAAAUUUGAUUUUUUUCUUAUUGAAUCAUUAUCAACACAUGAACUUAACAUAUUAAUAAAACAUUGUCCUAGAUUAAAUUUUCUUAUUAUGGAUUAUAAUUCAUUGUUUGUUAGACUAUCACAAAUUCAUACUCUUAGGUUAGAUGUUGAUUUUCUAUCGUUAUCUAUUGAUAAUUUUUGGCAUACCGCACAAAAUGUUAAAACUCUUGAAAUUUCAAUUAAUUCAAAAGAUAUGAUGCUUGAUAUUGUAGAUCAAUUUGAUGAUAUUGAUAAUUUUCUAUUCUCAUGUGAUGAGUUUUCAGAAGAUGAAUAUUUAGAAGUCUUCAUUGACAAAUUGCAUUUUCAUUGA